AUGCAAAGUAAUCAAACACAAAAUCAACUCUCAUCUGAUCAUUUCCCAAUUGUCUUCCAAAAUCACGAACAAUUGGUUAAAUAUCGAGAGGAUUUAGUUCAAAUGUCCAAAGAUGUUAAAAUCGCUGCGACACAAUUUCAUUCACAGUCUAUUCAACGUUACGACCAUGAAAAGGCAAUCGAAAAAUAUAAACAAAAUCUUGAACGGGCGGAAGAGAAAAUGAAAGAGCUGGCUGCUGCAAAGAAUAACUAUGAGGCUCUUAUUGCGGAAAUGAAUGAUGAAAAGCACGUUGAAAUAAAUUAGAAUACUGAAAUUUGAAAUUGAGUAGGAAGUUUUAAAAUUUGUUUUUGUUAA
Meloidogyne enterolobii is the source of this 354-nucleotide messenger RNA. Lineage: Eukaryota; Metazoa; Nematoda; Chromadorea; Rhabditida; Meloidogynidae. The record is from the annotation of a GenBank genome assembly.